Molecule: messenger RNA, 6771 nt
Organism: Eupeodes corollae
Lineage: Eukaryota; Metazoa; Arthropoda; Insecta; Diptera; Syrphidae
Gene: Cnot4
Exons: 19
Coding region: 694-4431 (1245 amino acids)
Biological process (GO): protein ubiquitination
Cellular component (GO): CCR4-NOT complex
Molecular function (GO): metal ion binding; RNA binding; ubiquitin-protein transferase activity
Source: RefSeq, a predicted model, not a curated record
GAAGAAAGGGAUAUUUUUCUAAUCAAAAUCUAAGCAGUAGUUUUUUUCGUCGAAGAGCAAUCGCAGCAGAAAUCUUCAUUUCAAUAAACUUUUAAAUAAUAAUUUCUUUUCUCCCCCACAAUCAAACCUAUAUAACAGUAAAUAAAUAGCCAUUUGUACAAUAAAGAAAAUUUCUUUCUAGAAAGAUAUAAAUACAAAAGUGAUUUGCAUUGCAAGCCAUCAGCAGCAGAGCCUAGAAGCUUGUGUGUUUAUUACGUGCAUUGGAUAUCUCCUUGCCGCCUUAUCUUGAUCUACGCCUAACAAAAAAAUAAAACACAACAAAUCUUUGAUUUUGUUUUUUGUUCGGGACGUGCUUGUCGUUUUUAAACAACUACUUCUUCUUUGAAUAUUACUCAUUUCGUCAUAUUGUUUACGGAGGGAAGAAGCACGAGCAGCAAAGUGCUUUCAAUUCCAAAGUCUUCAAAGACGUUGUGUGUACAUGUGUGUAUAUUGAAGUAACUAAAAAACAACAACAAAAUAAUCAAUCGAUUGCAAUACUGUUCAAAAAUACGUACGUGUGUCUUGUAUAAAACUAUAACAUAAAAGAACCUCAAUUAGUUUAGUUGGGAAAUUAAUUGACAAAUUUAUAAAAGUAGUCUUAUACUUCGAGAUCAAGUACUUGAAAAAAUAAUAAUAACAAGAACAACAAUAACCAUGAACGGUAUGAACAAUAGCAACGAUGAUGUGGCUGAAUGUCCAUUAUGUAUGGAACCACUGGAAGUUGAUGAUUUGAAUUUUUAUCCGUGCACUUGUGGAUAUCAGAUUUGUAGAUUCUGCUGGCACAGAAUUCGCACGGAUGAAAAUGAAUUGUGUCCAGCAUGUCGGAAGGCAUAUCCGGAGAAUCCAGCGGACUUUACUCCUUUGACUCAAGAGGAAAUGGUUGCCCUUAAGUCGAAAAAACGACAACGGGACCAGCAACGAAAGCAAAAAAUUACCGAAAAUCGUAAGCACUUAGCCAAUGUGCGUGUAGUGCAAAAGAAUUUGGUAUUUGUUGUUGGUCUACCACCCAGACUGGCAGAUGCCGAUGUAAGUGCAAAAAUUCUCAAGAGACAUGAGUAUUUUGGGAAAUAUGGUAAAAUUCAUAAAGUUGUGAUAAAUCCAAGUACGACAUAUGCAGGUGUGCAAGGACCUUCGGCGUCAGCGUACGUCACGUAUGUACAUAACUGUGACGCUCUAAGAGCAAUACAAAGUGUUAAUAAUAUAUCAAUAGAUGGACGACUGAUUAAGACUAGCUUAGGUACAACCAAGUAUUGUAGUCAUUUUAUGAAAAAUCAACAAUGCCCCAAGGGUGAUUGUAUGUAUUUGCAUGAAUUGGGCGAUCCAGAGGCUAGCUUUACCAAGGAGGAAAUGCACCAAGGAAAGCACCAGGAGUACGAGAAGAGGCUUCACGACCAACUGAUAGCCUCUUCUGGGCCAAAUGGUGUGCCAGGCGAAGGAGGAUCGUCAACAGGUGGAAAUCCAGGAACAGGAGCGACAACAAAUGCUAUUGGUACUGGAGGUGUUCCUGUUAAAGACGCCUGGCCUAGUCUGUCUGUAUCGCCAACCAAUACUAAAGAGCUAACAAAUGGCUCUGGCAGUGGUGGUGGUGGUGGUAGUAGUGGUGGUAAAAAAGAAAAGGGUCGUGGCAAAAAAUCAAAAGGAGAAAAAGCAAAGAAAAAUAAUAAUUCUAGCAGCAAUAAAGAACAGCAAACAAAUAAUAAUAGUAGUAAUAGUAAUACGACACAACAACAACAACAAAACCAACAACAAAUCAAUGGAACGAAAGAUUCUGGUGGUCUGCUGCUUGCAGAGACAACGAAAUCUUUGAUCAGUGAUAAUAAUAAAAAAUCAUCAGAGAAAUCUUCGAUGCAGCAACAACAACAGCAAAAUAACCAACAAAUGGCAGGAGGGAAAUUAUUACAAAACGACACCAAAUCGAAUCAUCUAAGUGUAGAAGAUGAGAUGAAAUUAAUCGAAGACUUCGAAAAGGAUAAUGGUGAUGAAGAUGUUGAGGAGGAUGUCAAUGGAGAGGAUGCCUAUGCUAGAUCAAUGAGUUCAUCAAGCAGCAAUAGUAGCGAUCAACGUGUAUCACCAUUCUUAAGUGAAAGUUUAACAUCUAGUGGUAAUAGCUCCCCAGGCAGCUUCCCAGAUCAUCACACAACCAUACCGAAUACAGAUCAACAUUUAGAACCGCAUAUUAUUAGCAACAAUAUUAGCAGUAGUAGUAGCAGCAGCAGUAGCAGUACCAGCAGUGGCAGCAAUCAAGACACAAACAGCAAGCUUUCAUCGUCAUCGUCAUCAGCGUCGACACCAGCCAGUCCGGCCGCCGAAUUGAAUCAAACAACAACAUCAACAACAACAAGUGUGGCAGAUGGUAUUGUUUCACCAACGCCAACAUCAGUGGCUAUGUCGUCACCGGCCGCUGCCGUCGCCGCCGCCAUGACAGCACAGAAACUAACAAAUAUUGAUAAUAGUAGUAAUAUAAUUGAUACAACAGCUUGUCUCUCGAAAUUGAAUCUAUUCGAUGAUAACAAUAGCUUCUUUUCUUCGUCGUCAUCGUUUCAACCGUUUCUCAAAGGCAAAUUGGAUACAGAUAUGCGCAACAUUCAAAAUAAUCAUCAUUUGAGCAGUGCCAUCACAUCACAUCUACCGGAUCUACUCAAUGGCAUCGAUGGAUAUCAAAACAGCACAAUCAAUGGCACUGCAACAACAAAUGAAGAUUGGGAGGACGCAUUCAAAUAUGUUAUGAUGAGAAAUAUGAAACCAUUAGACGAUCAACAAUUGCCACUUAAUCAGCAACAGCAACAAGUACAGCAACCACAAUCACAACAACAAUCGCAGCAGCAAUCGCAGACGCAGCUACCUUUUCCACUACAACAACAACAGCAGGAAGAGUUCCUUCGAAUUCAAGAAAUGCAAAAACGCAAUUUACUCAAUAAUAUUGGAUUGUCACAAAUGAACGGACCACACGAUUUCCCCAGCAUAAGUAAUAACUUACAUAGCGCAACUGAUCUAAGUCGACUUUCCCAAAGCGCCCUUAUUCAACAUCAAACACAGCAAUUGUUGCAACAACAGCUACAACAAGAACGUCAACAGACCGAUCAUUUGUUAAGCAACAAUUUAUUCGGUACAAAUAUGUCGAGAUUCUUUGAUUUCCAUAAGAAUCAACAGCAACAACAACAACUUCAUCAGUUUGUGGUAAAUGGUCAUGGAAAUAAUAGCCAAAUAAAUGACCAUGCCAGAAUGGCUUCGUUGUUGGAAAAUAACCGAAUUAACUCGCAGUUCUUAGAUCACACAAAUGGCCUUAUAGGACAACAGCCCGUUCAGAAACAGAGGUUAGCUGGGAAAUACGAUCCAAUGGCUGCACACAAUCUACUUGGCACAGGCUUGGCAAAUAGUGUAAGUCAAUCGCAAGUACCCACACAACAGGCCGCGAAUGCUACACAACCAGCCCCGUCGUUAACGCAACAGCAGCCCCAACAGACGCCAUCUCGUCUCCUUAAUCAAUUCAGCACGCUUAAUUCAUCUGUGGAUGAUGAUUUAGGCUUUGACCCAUUCAUUGAGACACAGAAAGCUUUAGCUGAAUUAAUGGAGAAUGAAAUGGUUCAGCAACAAACUGCUGGCCACCAAAAGCACCUGUUGGAAAGUGUGCACCGAGCACGAAUGCCACCACCUGGUUUUAAUCACAUGAAUGCAUUUGGAUUCGGUGUACCUCGUGCACAAAGUAGUAAAAUUUUACCUUUCAUGAAUAUGAAUGGUGGUGGACAACAACAACAACAGCCGCCACAGCAGCAGCAACCAUCAAUGUCCAAUCAGCAACAACCAAACAACUGGAAUGCACAUUUGGGACCUUUUCAGCAACAACAGCUUCCCCUAGAUCCACAAAUGCAUAUGAGCCAACAAAACCAGAAUGGUGGCAAUCUCAAUAAGGGUUACAGCAAUAUGUCAGAUUGGACAGCUAUGGAUCCAGCAAUACUAUCAUUCCGUCAAUUCUCUUCAUUUCCACAACAGCAACAACAACAACAACCACAGCAGCAACAACCCCUUCAACAUCAUCCCCAGCAACAGCAGCAGCAACAUACUGGGCCAGAUAUGUUCAUGCAGCAUUUGACACAACAAAAUAAUCAAGGUUUUGGACCACAACCACCCCAACACCUUGGUGUCAAUUUACCAAAUAAUCUUCUCAAUCCUCAACAGAAUUCUCAAGCACAGGUAAAUUAUCCACAAAUUGCUAAUUGGCUUAGUAACGAGCAAAAUCUAUUCAUGAAUAGUUUAGCAAAUGGAUUUGUAACUAAUAGCAAUAGUAAUAAUCCAUUGAACGGUUACAAUGAUAAAUUCACUAUUUCAAUGCCUCCAGGUUUGCUUUCAAAUAAUUUAAAUACACAACAGCAAACAACUGAAUGUAUUAAUUAAAAAUUCAAAUUUAAAUAAAUAAAAUAAUAAAAAAUAUAAAUAUAUUAAAAACAAUAUAAAUAAAUUUGAUUUGAAAAUAGAAAAUACAAGAAAAUGAAAAUAAUAGAAAGAGAGAAAUGUUAAAUAUUUGAAUAUACAUUCAUUUUUCUUUUUUUUUUAAAUAAACAAAUCACCCAAAUCACAAGGAAAUAGCAAACAAAAAUAGAAGAAGGAGAGUUUUUAAAAACUAUAGAAGAAGAAACUUAAACAAAAUUAAAUCAAAACAAAAAUAAUGUUGUAAAAAUUAUAAUAAAAAUAUAUUAUUUUUGUCUUUUUCGUCGAAAAAAGUCAAACAAACAAAUAAUGAAAAAACAAAAAUUAUUAUGUUAUGUUAUCUAGUUUUUUAUUUAUAUAUUUUGUAUGUCUUGUGUUUAAAUGCUUGUUUAUAUUUUUUUCGCUCAGACUACUAUUAUUGAUAAACAAUUUAUUUAUUAAAAAAGAAAAUAGCUUUGGUUGGUUGAGUAAAUCAUGUACAUAUGGUAUAAAGUAUUUUUUGUUUUAUACAAAUAGGUACCUGUAUUAUUAGGCAUUGAAAUUACUUAAUAAAUUCUUUUGAUUAUAAGAAAUGAGUUGGUUUUAAUAAUUGAAAGCCAUUAUUGAAUUUUUUUUGACAGAUUGGUUGUAGAUUCUUUGAAAAUUUCUCUCGGUGGAAGCAAAUUUUGUGAUUGAAAUCAAGAAUUUUCUGAUUAGAAUCAAGCAUUUGAAGUUAGAGUUGCUAGUAAAACUGCCAGGUGAAAAUACAAAGAAAAUAGAACGCUUUCAGUGGAACGAUUAUGUUUCGAGAUGUAAAGUCAGUAAUGAGCUUUCUAUUUAAAACAAUUUCAUCAUUGAAAAUAAACUAAAAGAAAAGUUCUGGAGGAAAAUUCUUUUUAGUAGAACAAAUCUAAAACUAAUCAGUUUCAAUCCGACACCAAUAAUGACAAGUUUGACGUUUUUACUCGCUUUUAAACCUCGAAACAAAAAGUUCAAUGAUGAAAACCAAUGAUAACUAUAACAGAUUUCUUACUAGAAUGUUAAUUAUUGUCGAAAAUACCUGGUCCUUCUUUUAGUAUCAGGUCGCUGAGAUGGUCUAUUAUCAUUUCAUCAGCCUUAUGGAGGUAUGCGUUUGGGAGAAUUUCAUUUGUAGUCUUUUGGUUGAAUUGUCGGUUUUAAUUGACAUUUUGGGACAUCAUUUGCAAUCAACUGCAUUCUUUAUAAGCAAAAUUAGACCAAGUAAGCUAGUUAUUUUUUCAGCUGUCAUCAAUCCCAAGUUUGAGCCUUUAAUUCACUAUCUCUUACCUUCAGUUGAUCGUGCAGAACGUACCAACAAACAUUAUGCACAAAAAACCUUUACAAAAUCUAGAAGUCCAUAAAAAGUUGUGUUUUGUAUUGAAACGUUAAAGUCCUUAUUUCUCUUACAAUAUGACAAGGAAUACUUUUAAACAAAACGUUAAAUAAAACAGUUCAAUGCAAAAACAUGGUCAAAUAACAUUUUUACAUAAGUAGACUUCACGUGAUACCUUAUGUCAAGUCCCUUAUGUCGUCUCGAGCUGCCCAUUGUCUUGUAUAUGAAGAUGCACAUUAUGUUUCUCAAAAACGGAACGGAUAUUUCAAUAGGGCUGAAUUUCGAUUGUUACUGUCAAAAUAUUUGUUGAUCGUAAAUUAAAAUGAUUUCCCAAUGGAAAACGUAUAUAUGUAGAUAAAAUUCCUCUUUCAGUUUUUCUUUUUAUUAGUUUUGAAAAUAGAUAAGUCUCUAAAAAUAUGAUUAAUAUUUCCAAAUCUUUACAGAGCUUAAAGCAUUUUACUGUAAUGAACUUUAGUAAAAUGAUAAAAUACAGAAAUAUUUUAAGCUCUAUGAAGAUUAAAGUGGAAACAAAAUAUACAAAGUUUAAACAAAAUAUUGUAAUAAAACAAAUAUAUCGGCUGUUUGUUUUAAAAUAAUUCCGAAAAUGUAUUUUGUUUGUAACUUAAAAGAAAUAUCGUCAAUCAUUGCAAUAAUACACCACCCAGCUCAAAUUGAUAAAAUCGAGGCAUAUUAGUCUCAAUGAUCUGCAAACAUAUGUAUGUGGUGAACAUGUCAUUGGCACGUUAUUAGAGAAGGUGCAACAAUAAGCAAUGUUUUUAAUCAUCUCCGUUUAGGUUCAGGAAUCAUAAAUAACUUUAUGUGCAAUCAAACAGUUAAUUUUUCCAAAUGCCUUAAUCUUUAACUUAGAAAUUCACCUUUAAAGUUCUUUAUCUUCAUUUUGGUGUGUUUCUUUAUUGCCUUUAUAAAGAAUGAAGUUAGUAAAAGAUAGAAGAUUAAGUAUCUAAUAAAAAAUAUAA